UUAGAAAUAGGAACCUGGGAGAGUCCUGAAGUGAGUGGUGUUCAGCCGCUGCCUAGGACGUUUCACACCUCCUCAGCAGCUAUAGGAGACUGUCUGUACGUGUUCGGAGGGGGAGAUAAAGGAGCAGAACCAGUCAAGGACCAGCAGCUUCACGUGUUUGACACAGCCACCAUGACCUGGUCCCAGCCAGAUACUCAUGGGGAUCCCCCCUCUCCUCGGCAUGGACACAUUGUGGUUGCAGUUGGGACCAAACUCUUCAUCCAUGGAGGUUUAGCUGGUGAUGUUUUUUACAAUGAUCUGUUCUGCAUUGAUAUAAAUGAGAUGAGGUGGGUUAAGAUACCGGCCACUGGUGACAUCCCGGGAGGACGGGCAUCCCACUCAUCAGCUGUGUUUAAAGACCACUUGUACAUUUUUGGUGGAAUAGGUCCAGAUGGGACACUAGAUACCACGUACAAGUAUCACAUAGAGAAGCAGCAGUGGACGCUCCUGCAGUUUGAAUCCCCUCUGCCCGCUGGGAGGCUGGACCACGCCAUGUGUGUCAUUCCCUGGCACGCUGGCAAGAGUGGAGACGCGGGAGCUGUCACCUGGGAAGACGAAGCUGGGAAUGAGUCGACUGUGUCAGCGGGUGACACAGCUGAGCCCCUCCAGAAGAGCCCAAAGGAGGAGGGGUGCGCUGAAGACACAGUCGUGCAUCUCCUGCUAGUAUUUGGUGGGAUGGACAUGCAGGGGGAAAUACACAGGGACUGUGUUGUCAGUCUGAUCGAGUAG
Messenger RNA from Charadrius vociferus (killdeer), 768 nucleotides. RefSeq names its product Rab9 effector protein with kelch motifs (gene RABEPK). The annotation marks the transcript as partial. Gene Ontology annotation, molecular function: protein binding. NCBI's taxonomy places the organism in Eukaryota, Metazoa, Chordata, Aves, Charadriiformes, Charadriidae. The record is from RefSeq and is a predicted model, not a curated record. The transcript is spliced from 4 exons.